Messenger RNA from Rotaria sp. Silwood1, 912 nucleotides. Lineage: Eukaryota; Metazoa; Rotifera; Eurotatoria; Philodinida; Philodinidae. The record is from the annotation of a GenBank genome assembly.
AUGGAAAAUAAUCAUCAUCUAGAUGAAUAUUUAAAACGAAUUGAAGUAAAUUUUCCAACAAAUGAUUGUAUGGAAGAAUAUCUCAAUCAAUUACAUAUUGGUCAUUUAACACAUAUACCAUUUGAAACAUUUGAUUUAAUCGAUUUUAAAGAAUUAAAUAUUUCAUUAGAUUAUAUUUUUAAUCGACUCGUACGACAAAAUCGUGGUGGUGUUUGUUAUCAAAUGAAUGGUCUCUUUGCAUUUAUUCUUAAUAAACUAAAUUAUAAUGUUAAAUUAAUUGCAUGUGGUGUCUAUAAUGAUAAAAACGACAAUUAUUUUGAUGUUCAUAGUCAUGCAGCAUUAUUUGUUACAUUAGAUAAUGAUACACAGUUUUUAUGUGAUGUUGGUUUUGCAAAAGAUUUUCUUACACCUUUAUUCUUUCGUACAGAUUGUAUUCAAUAUGCAACAAAUGGAUUUUUUCGUUUAAUAAAAUCUAAUGAUGGAUUAUAUUAUAUACUUCAAAGAGGUUUUCUUAUUGAUAAUAAUAAUAUUUCUCUACCAAUUUCAUCAUCAACUCCUAAAACUCAUAUUAUUGAUAUUAAUCCAGAACGUAUCAAAUGGAUAACAUCAUAUAGAUUUUCAAUAGAUUUUCAUGAAAAAUCAAUUAAACUUGAUGAUUUUAAAAAUACAUGUUCAUAUAUUAUUCAUUCACCAGAUGUUAUUCUUAAUCAUUGUACGAUAUGUCGUAUAUAUAGAUAUAAACCUAUCAAUGGUGCUUAUGGUAUUAUUGGUAAAGAAUAUUGGGAAUGGAUAAUAGAAAAUGGUAUAGAAACUCGUAAACAUUAUCCAAUAUUCGAUAAUGAUAUUGAAUUAAAAAAACUAUUAAAAGAAAAAUUUAAUUUAAAUAUCGAAAGAAAAAUUCAACUUUAUUGA